Molecule: messenger RNA, 1443 nt
Organism: Ichthyophthirius multifiliis
Lineage: Eukaryota; Ciliophora; Oligohymenophorea; Hymenostomatida
Product: protein kinase domain protein
Exons: 10
Biological process (GO): peptidyl-serine phosphorylation; protein autophosphorylation; intracellular signal transduction
Cellular component (GO): nucleus; cytoplasm
Molecular function (GO): ATP binding; calcium/calmodulin-dependent protein kinase activity; calcium-dependent protein serine/threonine kinase activity
Source: RefSeq, a predicted model, not a curated record
AUGGGUUGUACAACAGGUAAACCAUUAAAAUAAAAUGUAAAAUAUUAAGAAAAUAAGUGCAUUGAUAAUAAAGCUAAUGGCAUUACAGAUUAAUAUAAUUAUAAUCAAGACAUAUAACAAUAAGGAUUUAAAGUUGGACCAGAAAUAUUUGUUGCUUUAAAAAAAGGUUUUAUUCAAAAUGAAUAUAAAUUCGGUAAUAUAUUAGGUGAAGGUGCAUUUGGAAGUGUUAGAUUAGUAGAAUAAAAAUCCUCUGGUCUUUUAAGAGCCAUGAAAUGUAUAAAGAAAAGCAAUAUAAUAAAAGAAGAAGAAGAAAAAAUGUUUGCAGAAGUAAGCGUAUUAAAAGAAUUAAAUCAUCCAAAUAUUAUCUCAUUAUAUGAAUUAUUUCAAGAUGAUGGUAACUAUUAUUUAAUUACAGAGUAUUGUGGAGGUGGUGAAUUGUUUGAAAGAAUUAAAUAAAUGGAAUCUUUUUCUGAAAGAGAAGCUGCUGAUUAUAUGAAAUAAAUACUUUCUGCUAUUGUUUAUUGUCAUUCUAAAGGAGUUGUGCAUAGAGAUUUAAAGCCUGAAAAUCUAUUAUUUGAUUCCAAAAACUAAAAUUCGAAUUUGAAAGUCAUAGAUUUUGGAACGUCAAGAAAAAUAGAUCCUACAAAAAAAAUGACAAAAAGAUUAGGGACACCGUAUUAUAUUGCUCCUGAAGUUCUUUAAAAAAAUUAUGAUGAAAAAUGUGAUAUAUGGUCAUGUGGAAUAAUAAUGUAUAUUUUAUUAUGCGGAUAUCCUCCUUUUAAUGGUAAUAAUGAAGCAGAAAUUUUUAAAAGUGUUGAAUAGGGUGAGUUUUCAUUUGAUGAGGAAGAUUGGUCUGGUGUAAGUAAAGAAGCAAAAGAGUUUGUCAAGAAAAUGCUUUAAAAAGAUUAUAAUAAAAGAAUUAGUGCAUAAAAAGCAUUUGAUGAUCCUUGGAUUUAAAAAAAUGCAUCAAAAUAACCAUUAAAUACAAAAGUAUUAAGUAAUUUGGGAUAAUUCCAUUCUAAAAAUAAAUUAAGAUCAGCUAUUUUAACAUUCAUAGCAACCCAUAUAGUCUCUUAAUAAGAAAAAGAAGAGCUCUUGAAAACUUUUAAAAAUUUAGAUUAAAAUGGAGAUGGUACAUUGGAAAGGCAUGAAUUAAUGGCUGGUUAUAUGUAAGUAAUGAAAGACAGAGCAUAAGCAGAAGAAAUGGUAAAUAAAAUAUUUGAUGAUGUAGAUGUAAACAAAUCAGGAAAAGUAGAUUUUUCAGAAUUCGUAGUUGCUGCUAUGUAAACCGAAAAACUUCUAUCAAAAAAUAAAAUCGAAAAAGCUUUCAAAAUGUUUGAUUAAGAUUAAAAUGGGUUUAUUGAAAAAAUUGAACUGUAAAAUAUAAUGGGAGGUACUGAAUUGGAUGAAGCCACAUGGCAAAAGUAUUUUAUAAGAUUGUGA